This is a messenger RNA of Brassica oleracea var. oleracea, 1406 nucleotides long. RefSeq lists its product as uncharacterized. The record is from RefSeq and is a predicted model, not a curated record. The coding region runs from base 220 to 1206 and encodes 328 amino acids. The transcript has 5 exons. Lineage: Eukaryota; Viridiplantae; Streptophyta; Magnoliopsida; Brassicales; Brassicaceae.
AUUUCCGAAACAUAAUAAUAAAACACACGCCUUUUAUGUUGGAAGCAAACGACACACAAAAAGGAACCUCAAAGCCCAGACGUUAAUCCCCGCCGUAACAACCCCGCUUUCUCCGGCGGUGUCCGAGCUUCCUCCGCCACGAAGCUUGACUAAGAUUCCCGUAGGGUGACUCUGCGUUUCUCUUUCUCUUCAUCACAGUUUUUUUUGCUGAACUCACAGAUGUCAAAUUCAUUGGAAGAGCCAAUAGAAGAUGAUACCUCGGACUCUGUUCCUCACUUGAGGGAAGAUAAUGAAUCUGUUCGGCUAGUUGUUGUAACCCAUGAAGCUUCUUCUCAACCUGAAACCGUAUCUCAAUCAGAAGAGAUGCAGAGUAGAAACUUGAUGUGGUGGUUUAAAGCUUUGUGUCUAUGUGCACUUACUCUCUUGCUCACUCUUGUCUUCGCCAAAUGGGGAGUUCCCUUUGUAUUCCAAAAGGUUCUUAUUCCGAUCUUACAAUGGGAAGCAACUGCAUUCGGCCGUCCUAUGCUCUUCAUUGUCCUCCUUCUUUCCUUAGCCUUGUUCCCCGUCUUCUUGAUCCCUUCUGGUCCAUCCAUGUGGUUAGCCGGGAUGAUUUUCGGUUACGGUCUCGGUUUCGUUAUCAUCAUGGUUGGAACCACUGUUGGCAUGGUUCUUCCUUACUUAAUCGGCCUAAUGUUUCGUGAUCGCCUCCAUCAAUGGUUAAAAAGAUGGCCUCGUCAAGCAGCUGUGCUUAGACUAGCUGCAGAAGGGAGCUGGUUCCAUCAGUUCAGAGUCGUGGCUAUCUUUCGGAUCUCGCCGUUUCCUUACACCAUCUUCAACUACGCGAUCGUUGUUACAAGCAUGAGGUUCUGGCCUUACUUGUUCGGUUCCAUAGCAGGAAUGGUACCUGAAGCUUUCAUCUACAUUUACAGCGGACGGUUGAUCAGAACAUUCGCUGAUGUGCAAUACGGACAUCAACGUUUGACAACGGUAGAGAUUGUGUACAACGUAAUCUCCUUGAUCAUUGCGGUUGUGACUACUGUAGCUUUCACUGUGUACGCUAAAAGGGCUUUGAGGGAGCUGCAAAACGCAGAUCCUAAUGAAAGUGGAGAAGUUGAGGUAAGGAAUGAGGCGAGGUUUGAGAUGAAGAACGUUGUUCAACAUGAAGAUAGUCAUCGGGGUUUGGGUUCUUCUCAUGCAUUGCCUUAACUGAAAACUCUCACUAAUGAUAGAUUUGUAUAAAGCUUAAUGUUGAUUUGUUAUUCAGCAGGAGUAAGAAGUAAAUAACAAAAAAAAAAAGGAAUAUCCGAAUAUUUCUGAUGUAGUAAACCAGGAAGACUAGUCAAAGUUUGUAUUGUAAACAAUAGUGUUGCUGAUUCCAGUUACUGAAAUAAAUACGAAGCAACUAA